Acanthosepion pharaonis is the source of this 1740-nucleotide messenger RNA. The record is from the annotation of a GenBank genome assembly. Lineage: Eukaryota; Metazoa; Mollusca; Cephalopoda; Sepiida; Sepiidae.
AUGCCCAAGGAAAAAGAAGUUUCUUCUUUUUCUUUCUUUCUCUCCCUUUUUUAUUUUUCUUUCGUUUUUUCUUUCUCUUUCUUCAUUUUCUUUCUUUCUUUCUUUACCUCUUCCCGUUUCUUCUUUUUCUUUCUUUCCCUUUUCUCUUUUCUUUUUCUUUCGUUGUUUCUCAUUCAUUCAUUCAUUCUUUCUUUCUUUCUUGCGCUUCUUCUUUCUUUCUUUUUUCUCUCUUCACGUUUCUUCUUUCUCUUUCUUUCCCUCCCUUUUUUCUUUCUUUUUUCUUUCGUUUUUCUUUUUCUUUCUUCAUUUUCUCUCUCUCUUUCUUUCUUUCUUUCUUUCUUUUGCUUCUUCUUCCUAUCUUUCUUUACCUCUUCCCGUUUCCUCAUUUUCUUUCUUUCUUUCUUUCUUCAUCUCUUUCUUUCUUUCUUCAUCUCUUUCUUUCUGUUUCUUAGUUUUCUUUCUCUCCCUUUUCUAUCUUUCUUUCUUUAUUUCUCUCUGUUUCUUCUUUCUUUUCUUUCUUUCUUUCGCUCCAUUUUUCUUUCUUUCAUUUUUUUUUUUGCCUCUUCCUCAUUUCCCGACUUUCUCUCUUUCUUCCUUUCCAUUUCUUCCUCUUUCUUUCCCUUUCCCUUUUCUUUCAUUCUCCAUUUUCUUUUUCUUAAAGUUUUUGUUUCCUUUCUUUUCUUCCCUUCCCAACGCCCCCCCGCUCAGACAUCCCCUCCCCCUUUAUCUUUGCCUUCAUUUCUUUUUCCUCGGCAUAACUCUCUAAAAGCAUUCUUUUUUUUCUUCUUUUUCAUAUCACUAGAACAACAAAGGCUGUCUAAUAAUACGAACGAGCUGGUGGGGCGGGCACACCUAAAUAUACAUUUGAUAUCACCAUAUAUACAUUUGUGUAUCUAUCUAUCUAUCUAUCUAUCUAUCUAUCUAUCUAUCUAUCUAUGUAACUGUCUCAGUCUCUUCACAUCUAUCUAUCUAUUUUUUCACUUCAUUUCUAUCUAUCUAUCUAUCUAUCUAUCUAUCUAUCUAUCUAUCUAUCUCUAUAUAUAUCUACCUCAGUUUCUUCACAUCUAUCUAUGUAUCUAUCUAUCUCAGUCUCUUCAGAACUAUCUAUGUCUCUCAGUCACUUCAUAUCUAUCUAUCUAUCUAUCUAUCUAUCUAUCUAUCUAUCUAUAUAUAUAUAUAUAUAUCACACUCUCUUCACAACUAUCUAUCUAUCUAUAUAUCACACUCUCUUCACAACUAUCUAUCUAUCAAUCUAUCUAUCUAUCUAUCCAUCUAUCUAUCUAUCUAUCUAUCUAUAUAUAUAUAUAUAUAUAUAUAUAUAUAUAUAUAUAUAUAUAUCAGUCUCUACACAUCUAUCUAUCUCAGUUUCUUCCCCUCUAUCUAUCUAUCCAUAUAUAUAUCUAUCUUGGUGCCUUCUUUACAACUAUCUAUCUCGGUGGUUUCACAUCUUUCUAUCCCUCAAUCUCAGUCUCUAUCUAUCUAUCUAUCUAUCUAUCUAUCUAUCUAUCUAUCUAUCUAUCUAUGUAUCGCAGUCUGUUCACAUCUAUCUAUCUAUCUAUUUAUCUAUCUAUCUAUAUAUCUAAGACUAUUCAAUCUACUCAGCACCUUGUUGUUCCCUCUCUCUACAUAAUUCAUAAAUCUCUCUCUCUCUCUUUCUCUCUUUUCUAUCUAUCUAUCUAUCUAUCUAUCUAUCUAUCUAUCUAUCACAGUCUGUUCAUAUCUAUCUAUCUAUUCAUCUAA